AUGAGCUUCAAAUCAACAUCCCUUGUCCUGUUUGGACCGGAAUCACUCCAACCAAUGCUGGAGGUUUCCAGCUUGGAUCCCAUACAAGAAGCUACUUGGGUCACACAGGUAACUAUUUCCACCACGUGUCCUGCAAUCAAAGAUCAUGGAGAUCGCGAUCGGUUGCAUGUAUAUUUGUUCGAAGAAAAGGCUCAACAUAUUCAGACAAAUGCCCAAUGGUUGAUCCACACUUCUGCCGGACAGGAAAUAUUACAACAUGCGAAGCCAAACGAGUAG
Molecule: messenger RNA, 276 nt
Organism: Opisthorchis viverrini
Lineage: Eukaryota; Metazoa; Platyhelminthes; Trematoda; Opisthorchiida; Opisthorchiidae
Exons: 1
Source: RefSeq, a predicted model, not a curated record